This is a messenger RNA of Nothobranchius furzeri (turquoise killifish), 2026 nucleotides long. RefSeq names its product TLR adapter interacting with SLC15A4 on the lysosome. The record is from RefSeq and is a predicted model, not a curated record. Gene Ontology annotation, biological process: regulation of toll-like receptor signaling pathway. Lineage: Eukaryota; Metazoa; Chordata; Actinopteri; Cyprinodontiformes; Nothobranchiidae.
AAAUCAUCUUCUCUUUGGUUUCACUCCCCCGCUGUCAUUGAGCUCUUCUAUCACAAGAGGAGGAAGUUAACAAAGGAGCUAGUUACCUAUGAAGAUGACAGACUUUUACUUUUACCAUCUAUGAAAAGCAUAAAAAUGCAGAGUCAACGUCACCUCAUUUAGGCUCAUUUAUUUGCUCUUUAACUAAAUAAUCUGAUGAUUAUUGUGCUUAAGAGCUAAAAUAAAGCCAGGCAUGUUCAGAUUUAAAACCCAUUUCUAAUGCAGGCAGUUAUAGGGAGAAACCGUGACUUUAUAGGCACCAAACAUUCUGUUUUAGUGUGAACACAGCAUUAAAAAAUUCCAAGCUCUAAACUUAAUUUUGUUGGGUUGAAAUGUGCUUUAUUCAUCUGUUUUCAUGUUAAUUAAAGCUGUUUUUCACCUUUCAGAAAAUGAAGUGAAAAAAUAAAGUUCCCUCUUUUCAUUUUGUGAUCAUUCCUUUGUUAAAUAUGAGUUUUGUUUUGUGCUUUGACACCUGUUUCUUUUAAAUAGAAGCAAGUCAUUCGUGAUUCCUAUUCACAGCUGGUUUCUUCUGAACAGUUUAAGUUCAUUUUACAAGCGAAGAAGUAAAGUCAGAGGUGGGUUUAUAUUUUUUGUCUUUUGUUUUUCUGAUUAAAUGACAUAAUUAUAAGUCUAAUAAAUCAGUGUAUCUAAUAGUGGAAUAAAUUCAAAUCUGAGUUGGUUUAUUCAGGUUUAGAGCAGAUGAAUCAAUUAGUUUGUGGGAACAAAAAAACCCAUUUCCACUUCCUCUGCUGGGUUGCAUAAAGCAGCAGUGACUCACCACACACAGUCUUAUUCUCAGGCUGUGGAAAGAAAAUGCAGCUGGAGGAUCUAAACGUUACAACAGAACCGUGCGGACGGGCGUUUAGCAUCCAAAUACAAAAUAUAAUCUGAUCUUAAGAAGGUGACUCAGAUAAAAGCCAUGCUUUGUGAAGGGACACUGCUGAGCAUGGCCUAUGGGGAGGUGGAGGAGGUGGACAUCAGACCCACUCAGGUUUUCCACAGCUCUCAUGAAUCCUCUCUCAUAACAAACUCCCACGGCCCUUCUCCACUUGUUCAUCACUGCUUCUCGAUGCAAACAGAUCACACUGACGACACAAGUGAUUCGGCAGACUUAUACAACUCUCCUCUGCAGUCCUUUAACGUCCAGGGAAAUUACGUGGGCAGGCAGAUAUCUCCAGAGAUAGAAAUCCCUGACCAGGCGCACUCAGGGGGUGACACUCCCUUUUUGGUUCCCACUUUCUGCCAGAGCAUCUGUGAAAACUACAGCGACCUUCAUAUUGGAGGUGAACAGGUUCUGCCUGUCUCUGCUGCUGAAGGAGAGCUCCGGGUUUGUAAUGAAGCUCAGGCUGUAGGUCCUUUCCUUCAAUCAUGUGACGUCCCUCCAGCUGUGGAGGACUCCCUCUCAGGACAAGCCUCCCAGGGUGGUCCUCUGUCUCUGCUGAGGAGGGGAACGAGCCACUGGCGACAGGGAAGCGGCCGUGAUCGGAGCUUUCUGUUCCAGGGCCGUGAGGGUCCUUUCUCCAACUCCCUCUUGAACCACUACCUGGAGCAAAAGAUCCUGGAUCUGUACCAGCAGUACAUGAUGGAGAACAUGGUGAGAGAAAAGGCCCCAGGUUCAAAUGCGGAUGCUGGCAUCAUUUGCCCUCUUCUGGGCUCAGAGCUGGUUCUGACGAGCGUCGACCAGAUCACGCUUCAGCUGAGUCGGGAGGGAAACCUGGAGGCCGGUCUGGCUAAGGACAUGGUCCUGAGCUGCCUGCUGCGGGUGGCCAGUGACCUACAGUCUGGUGAGAUCAGCACCCCCUUCCUCCAGAUUUCAAGUGAAGCAUCCAGGGAGCAGCUGACAGACAGUAAACCGGAGUAAACACAAAAACUCACAGUUAUUACAAAACUUAAUCUUUUUGGAUAUCUUCAUGUAAACAGACAGUAAACACAAUGUGUUGUGUCUGUUUUUAUUUCUGAGUCAAUAAAUAAGAACUGAAACCCGAAA